Molecule: messenger RNA, 598 nt
Organism: Thamnophis elegans (Western terrestrial garter snake)
Lineage: Eukaryota; Metazoa; Chordata; Lepidosauria; Squamata; Natricidae
Gene: C3H5orf63
Product: chromosome 3 C5orf63 homolog
Exons: 6
Coding region: 224-571 (115 amino acids)
Source: RefSeq, a predicted model, not a curated record
GAACAAAGAGAGCAGGCGAUCGCUCCCUGCUUGUGUCUGGAAACGGGCUCAGCUUGUCAAAGGACAAGUCAUAUUUUCGGGAAAAUAUGAUAUUUACUCUACUUCAUCGUGGGACCAUCCCUUGAACAGAAAAAAUAAUCAAGUUCUCAGUUCAAAGUUUCCAUGUUCCUGAUGUUAUCCCAAAAAUAUGGAAAUGAUCAUUUGAGAAAGAGUUGGGGCAAAGAUGCUGUGGCUUCAAAGUUGGACCUUGCAUUUCACAAAUUAUUCAAAACCACUUCAAAGGAUGUUGUGUGAAGCCAGUGCUAAACUACCAGUGUUAACGUUGUUCACCAAGCAUCCCUGUCCUUUAUGCGAAGAAGCCAAAAUGAUGCUUGAACCAUAUAAACACAAGUUUACUUUGGAGGAAAUAGAUAUAACUCUACCUAAUCAUUCAAUCUGGCUUGAAAAAUACAAGUACGAAAUACCUGUCUUUCAUCUGAAUGGGAAAUUCUUAAUGAAGCAUCGGGUAGAUGUACCAAAAUUAGAAAAGCAGCUUUUGAAUUUAGAAUUACAAGAUGAAAGAAACAAAUGAAUAAAAAUGAGGAUAUUUAACUGCAAA